Molecule: messenger RNA, 5300 nt
Organism: Hibiscus syriacus
Lineage: Eukaryota; Viridiplantae; Streptophyta; Magnoliopsida; Malvales; Malvaceae
Product: clathrin heavy chain 1
Exons: 30
Coding region: 186-5300 (1704 amino acids)
Biological process (GO): intracellular protein transport; receptor-mediated endocytosis
Cellular component (GO): Golgi apparatus; chloroplast; clathrin complex
Molecular function (GO): structural molecule activity; clathrin light chain binding
Source: RefSeq, a predicted model, not a curated record
ACAAAAUUCGAUCUCCAAGAUUUUUCAACUGUUUUUAAUCUCUGAAUCAGAUCUCUUUAGCAUAGGCUUAUUCUUUCUCGUUUCUUUCUCAGUGUUCCAUUUCGACUUUCAGUUUUAAAAGAUUCGAUCUCAGCCGUAAGAUCUGCUUCUGAUUUGUGAAUCUUCAACAGUCGAUCUGAACCACCAUGGCGGCCGCCAACGCUCCCAUCUCCAUGAAGGAGGUCUUGACUUUGCCGAGCAUUGGCAUUAGUCCUCAAUUUAUCACAUUCACGAAUGUAACUAUGGAAUCUGAAAAAUAUAUUUGUGUGAGAGAAACGGCGCCACAGAAUAGUGUUGUGAUCGUUGAUAUGAGCAUGCCAAUGCAGCCGCUGAGACGGCCUAUUACGGCAGACUCUGCUCUUAUGAAUCCGAAUUCUAGAAUCCUCGCUUUGAAAGCUCAACUACCGGGAACAUUUCAAGAUCACUUGCAAAUAUUUAACAUAGAGAUGAAAGCAAAAAUGAAAUCACAUCAGAUGCCUGAACAGGUUGUAUUUUGGAAAUGGAUUAGCCCGAAAAUGCUUGGCCUGGUCACACAGACCUCCGUGUAUCAUUGGUCAAUUGAAGGUGAUUCUGAGCCUCUUAAGAUGUUUGAGAGGACAGCUAAUUUAGCGAACAAUCAGAUAAUAAACUAUAAAUGUGAUCCUUCAGAGAAGUGGUUGGUUUUGAUUGGAAUUGCCCCUGGUGCACCUGAGAGGCCACAAUUGGUUAAGGGGAACAUGCAACUUUUCUCUGUUGAUCAGCAGCGCAGCCAAGCUCUCGAAGCACAUGCUGCUUCAUUUGCACAAUUUAAGGUUCCAGGAAAUGAGAAUCCUUCUAUUCUUAUUUCAUUUGCAACCAAGAGUUUUAAUGCUGGCCAGAUUACAUCUAAGUUGCAUGUAAUUGAGCUGGGUGCCCAGCCAGGUAAGCCGUCGUUUUCAAAGAAACAGGCAGAUCUAUUCUUUCCACCAGAUUUUCAAGAUGACUUUCCAGUCGCAAUGCAGAUAUCACACAUAUAUAGUUUGAUUUAUGUUAUCACCAAACUAGGGCUGCUGUUUGUUUAUGAUCUAGAGACGGCGACUGCUGUAUACAGAAAUAGAAUCAGUCCAGACCCAAUAUUUUUAACCUCUGAAGCUUCUGCAGUCGGAGGGUUUUAUGCCAUCAACAGGCGAGGUCAGGUGUUGCUGGCUACUGUAAAUGAAGCAACAAUAAUACCAUUUGUUAGCGGCCAAUUGAACAAUUUGGAGCUUGCUGUAAAUCUCGCUAAAAGGGGAAACCUUCCUGGUGCAGAGAACUUGGUUGUCCAACGUUUUCAAGAAUUAUUUGCACAGACCAAGUAUAAAGAAGCUGCUGAGCUUGCUGCAGAGUCUCCACAAGGGAUCCUUCGCACUCCUGAUACAGUUGCCAAGUUUCAGAGUGUUCCUGUGCAAGCUGGGCAGACUCCACCACUAUUGCAGUACUUUGGUACACUUUUAACAAAAGGGAAGCUUAAUGCAUUUGAAUCAUUGGAGUUAUCUCGGCUUGUGGUAAAUCAAAACAAGAAGAAUCUUCUGGAGAAUUGGUUGGCUGAGGAUAAAUUGGAAUGCAGUGAAGAACUGGGAGACCUUGUGAAGACUGUGGAUAAUGAUCUUGCCCUGAAAAUAUAUAUUAAAGCUAGGGCAACCCCAAAAGUUGUUGCAGCUUUUGCUGAACGUAGGGAGUUCGACAAGAUCUUGAUUUACUCAAAACAGGUUGGAUACACUCCUGACUACCUGUUCCUUCUGCAAACAAUUCUUCGUACAGAUCCACAGGGAGCUGUUAAUUUUGCAUUGAUGAUGUCUCAAAUGGAGGGUGGCUGUCCAGUUGAUUACAACACCAUUACUGAUCUUUUUCUUCAGAGGAACUUGAUACGUGAAGCUACUGCAUUUCUAUUAGAUGUUUUGAAACCAAAUCUGCCAGAGCAUGCUUUUCUUCAAACGAAGGUCUUGGAAAUCAAUCUUGUAACUUUCCCAAAUGUUGCUGAUGCCAUUUUAGCCAAUGGGAUGUUCAGUCAUUAUGAUCGUCCCCGAAUUGCACAACUUUGCGAGAAAGCUGGUCUGUAUGUACGAGCUCUGCAGCAUUACACUGAGCUUCCAGAUAUUAAACGUGUGAUCGUGAAUACACAUGCUAUUGAGCCACAGUCACUUGUUGAAUUUUUUGGUACUCUCUCACGUGAAUGGGCUUUGGAGUGCAUGAAGGACCUUCUGCUAGUUAAUCUUAGAGGAAACCUUCAAAUAAUUGUGCAGGUUGCAAAGGAGUAUUGUGAACAGUUGGGUGUUGAUGCUUGCAUAAAACUUUUUGAGCAGUUCAAGUCAUAUGAAGGAUUGUACUUUUUCUUGGGCUCUUAUUUGAGCUCAAGUGAGGACCCUGAUAUACACUUUAAGUACAUUGAGGCUGCUGCUAAAACUGGACAAAUAAAGGAGGUUGAGCGUGUGACCAGGGAAUCAAACUUUUAUGAUGCUGAAAAGACGAAAAACUUCUUGAUGGAGGCCAAACUUCCGGAUGCUAGGCCAUUGAUUAAUGUUUGUGAUCGAUUUGGGUUUGUUCCGGAUCUCACUCACUACCUCUACACAAAUAACAUGCUCCGUUACAUUGAAGGUUAUGUUCAGAAGGUGAACCCAGCGAAUGCUCCUUUGGUAGUGGGGCAGUUGCUAGAUGAUGAAUGUCCUGAAGACUUUAUAAAGGGUCUCAUUCUCUCUGUCCGUUCUUUGCUUCCAGUUGAGCCCCUUGUGGAGGAAUGUGAGAAGAGAAAUCGACUUCGUUUACUAACACAGUUCUUGGAGCAUCUUGUGAGUGAGGGAAGCCAAGAUGUGCACGUCCACAAUGCUCUGGGUAAAAUUAUCAUUGAUAGCAAUAACAAUCCAGAGCACUUCCUCACAACCAACCCUUACUAUGAUUCUCGGGUUGUUGGUAAGUACUGUGAGAAGCGUGAUCCCACCCUGGCAGUUGUGGCUUACAGAAGAGGCCAAUGUGACGAAGAACUUAUAAAUGUCACAAAUAAGAACUCCUUGUUUAAAUUGCAGGCUAGGUAUGUUGUUGAAAGGAUGGAUGGUGAUCUUUGGGAGAAGGUUCUAAAUCCUGAGAAUGAAUAUAGAAGGCAGCUAAUUGAUCAGGUUGUAUCGACUGCUUUGCCAGAAAGCAAGAGUCCUGAACAAGUCUCUGCAGCUGUUAAAGCUUUCAUGACAGCUGACCUGCCGCAUGAGCUGAUUGAGCUUCUUGAGAAGAUUGUACUCCAAAACUCUGCAUUCAGUGGGAACUUCAAUCUGCAAAAUCUACUUAUUUUGACAGCUAUUAAGGCAGAUCCAUCUAGAGUUAUGGAUUAUAUCAAUAGGUUAGAUAAUUUUGAUGGACCUGCAGUUGGAGAAGUGGCUGUUGAAGCCCAACUGUAUGAAGAAGCCUUCGCAAUCUUCAAAAAGUUCAACUUAAAUGUUCAGGCUGUCAAUGUAUUAUUGGAUAAUAUUAGAAGCAUUGAUCGGGCCGUUGAAUUUGCAUUCAGAGUUGAAGAAGAUGCUGUUUGGAGUCAGGUUGCAAAGGCACAACUGAGGGAGGGGCUGGUGAGCGAUGCAAUUGAAUCAUUUAUUCGCGCCGAUGAUGCUACUCAAUUCCUUGAUGUUAUCCGAGCUUCUGAGGAUGCUGAUGUCUACCAUGAUUUGGUGAGGUAUCUUCUGAUGGUUAGGCAGAAGGUCAAGGAACCCAAGGUGGACAGUGAACUUAUUUAUGCCUAUGCAAAGAUUGAUAGACUUGGUGAAAUAGAAGAAUUUAUUCUCAUGCCAAAUGUUGCUAAUCUUCAAAAUGUUGGUGACCGCUUGUUUGAUGAAGCUCUUUAUGAAGCUGCAAAAAUAAUAUUUGCAUUUAUAUCUAACUGGGCCAAAUUGGCUGUUACAUUGGUGAGACUUAAACAAUUCCAAGGUGCUGUCGAUGCAGCACGAAAAGCAAACAGUGCAAAGACAUGGAAGGAGGUUUGCUUUGCGUGUGUUGAUGCGGAGGAAUUCCGAUUGGCACAGAUAUGUGGUCUUAACAUCAUAGUACAGGUGGAUGAUUUAGAAGAAGUCAGUGAGUACUAUCAGAACAGAGGAUGCUUCAAUGAGCUAAUCUCUCUCAUGGAGAGUGGCUUAGGACUUGAACGUGCACAUAUGGGGAUCUUUACUGAGUUGGGAGUUCUGUAUGCCAGAUAUCGUCCAGAGAAGCUUAUGGAGCACAUUAAAUUGUUCUCUACUCGUCUGAAUAUUCCCAAGCUGAUAAGAGCUUGUGAUGAACAGCAGCAUUGGAAGGAACUUACGUACUUAUACAUCCAAUACGAUGAGUUUGAUAAUGCUGCAACUACUGUGAUGAACCACUCUCCUGAAGCAUGGGAUCAUAUGCAGUUCAAAGAUAUUAUUGUCAAAGUUGCUAGUGUUGAACUUUAUUACAAGGCUGUCCACUUCUACUUGCAAGAACACCCUGACCUCAUAAAUGAUAUGCUGAAUGUGCUUGCACUUCGUGUGGAUCACACUCGCGUUAUUGAUAUUAUGAGAAAGGCUGGUCAUCUACGACUUGUGAAGCCCUACAUGGUUGCUGUUCAAAGCAACAAUGUGGCGGCAGUAAACGAGGCUUUGAAUGAGAUUUAUGUGGAAGAAGAAGAUUAUGAUAGAUUGAGAGAAUCUAUUGACUUGCAUGAUAAUUUUGAUCAGAUUGGCCUUGCACAGAAGAUCGAGAAACAUGAGCUUCUUGAGAUGAGGCGAGUUGCAGCAUACAUUUACAAGAAGGCAGGCAGAUGGAAGCAAUCCAUUGCCUUAUCAAAGAAAGACGACCAUUACAAAGAUGCAAUGGAAACAGCUUCACAGUCUGGUGACCGUGAACUUGCCGAGGAGCUACUUGUUUACUUCAUUGAACAGGGCAAGAAGGAAUGCUUUGCAUCGUGCCUCUUUGUUUGUUACGACUUGAUUCGAGCAGAUGUUGUUCUUGAGCUAGCCUGGAUUCACAAUAUGAUCGACUUUGCCUUUCCAUAUCUGUUGCAGUUUAUCCGCGAAUAUACUGGCAAAGUUGAUGAACUUAUCAAGGAUAAGAUCGAGGCUCAAAAGGAAGUAAAGGCUAAAGAGAAAGAAGAGAAGGAAGUGAUUGCACAACAGAACAUGUACGCUCAGUUGCUACCUCUAGCCUUACCCGCACCACCAAUGCCAGGCAUGGGAGGAGGUUUUGCUCCACCACCACCACCGUCGUCCUCGAUGGGAGGAAUGGGAAUGCCUCCAAUGCCGCCUUAUGGCAUGCCACCAAUGGGAAGCUAUUAA